GUGGUGUUCUUGUUCUUUAUUGAUUUUGACUUUUCUUCCUGCUAUCUUCACCCUCUUCAUAAAAAAAAAUGUUGAUUGGCCUAUGUGGAGCUAUUUGCUCUGGAAAGCAUACCAUUGCGGAGUACCUCAUCAAGGAGGAGGGCUUCCAGCUUCUUAAAUUGAAAGAAACAGGCUUAUCUCAGACAACUAAUGAGCUUGAUGGAGUCAAUAAUCAUCAAGCACAGGCCUCUAAAGGUGUGGAAAACGAGAGUAGUGCGCUUCCGCCCCUAGUAUUUGAGGAUGAUAAAUCCCUCUUAGACUUUGUAACUAGGAGAUGGCAAGGAUUAUGGGUUAUGACGGACAUUCAGGAUGCUACUAUCCUGCAUCGUUUUCUCCUGCGCCCGUUUUUCCUUCUCGUGAGCGUUGAUGCCCCGAUAGGCCUUCGAUGGAAGCGAUUUAUGGACAGGUGUCAGGCAAGAUUACUUGAUCCCCCGCCUCUUGAAAAAUUCGUGCUGUGGAACGAUCGGCAUCUUUAUGAAAAGGAGAGCGGACGUGCAAAACUCACUGAUUUAGCACAAGUUCGGCUGUUUAACUCAUCUUUGUCAUUGCAAGAACUGCAUACAUCUCUUAAAACCCUUGAUCUGGCUAAUGAGCAGCGCCUGCGGCCAAAUUGGGAUCAGUAUUUUAUGGAAUUAGCAUCUCUUGCUGCUCAGAGGAGUAAUUGCAUGAAGAGAAGAGUGGGAUGUGUCCUGGUUCGCGAUUUUCGUGUUAUAAGCACGGGAUAUAAUGGAACACCAAGGCACCUCAAAAAUUGCAAUGAAGGUGGCUGUCCAAGAUGCAACCGUGGUGAAGGAGGAGGCGUGGGCUUAUCUACCUGCCUUUGCCUUCAUGCCGAAGAGAAUGCGCUGUUAGAAGCUGGAAGAGAGCGCAUAAGAGAGGGCGCCGUGCUUUAUUGCGAUACGUGCCCUUGUUUGACUUGUACUGUCAAAAUUGCGCAGGUGGGAAUAACUGAAGUUGUAUACUCACAGGGGUAUAAUAUGGAUAGCGAGAGCGCCACUAUUUUGAAGGCCGCUGGUGUGCAACUCCGUCAAUUCUCUCCGCCUCGAAACGGACUUAUAUACCUUGAGAAGUCUGGGAGCACCACCUAGCCUACUAUCAAACGGUGCUUCGUGAAAUGUCCGAACGAGGAUGUGCUCUAUUUUACAUUUCAAGAACACUCCUGCUUCUUCGAACUACAACUGUAUUAAAGAAAUGCAUAACACCGAGGACAAGUCUGAAUUGUGGGUUGCAAUGUCAUGAUCAGACUUGAAAUGAUUUGAAAAGAC
This is a messenger RNA of Aspergillus heteromorphus CBS 117.55, 1304 nucleotides long. Its product is annotated as deoxycytidine monophosphate deaminase. Bases 69 to 1127 code for a protein of 352 amino acids. The transcript is spliced from 7 exons. Lineage: Eukaryota; Fungi; Ascomycota; Eurotiomycetes; Eurotiales; Aspergillaceae. Gene Ontology annotation, molecular function: hydrolase activity; zinc ion binding. The record is from RefSeq and is a predicted model, not a curated record.